Messenger RNA from Brassica oleracea var. oleracea, 1253 nucleotides. RefSeq names its product two-component response regulator-like APRR7. Bases 255 to 1115 code for a protein of 286 amino acids. The record is from RefSeq and is a predicted model, not a curated record. The transcript is spliced from 4 exons. Gene Ontology annotation, cellular component: nucleus. Gene Ontology annotation, biological process: regulation of flower development. Lineage: Eukaryota; Viridiplantae; Streptophyta; Magnoliopsida; Brassicales; Brassicaceae. Gene Ontology annotation, molecular function: protein binding.
AACACUUUUUCGGAAAAAGUCCAAAUUUACAUUAAUUCUUUUCUUUUUGCCAUUUUUGGAUUCUGGUGAUUUUUCAAAAAUAAAGAUCACGAGUGUCACUUGUGCUCUCUGUAACCGUUUCAUUUGGUCAAUUCAAUUACAGAAACAAACCAAAAAAGAAGACAGAACAUAACCCAAAAGAUUGAAGUGUUUUGCUUGCUGUCUUCUUCUUCUUCUUCGAUUGAAAAAAUCUAGAGUUUGUUAAGAAAAAAAGAAUGGAUUCUGAGCUUUAUAUCUUUGAUGGGUCUUCAUCUUCUUCCUCAUUUUGCCACCAUUCAAGUAGUACUGAACCAGAUAUGUUUUCUUCCGACACAACAACAACAACAACAGAUCUCUUCUGCAACAAUCCUUAUCUUAAUCCUAUAGAUGAUCAGCCUUUCAAUUUCUUUGACAACUUUACCUCUACGACUCAUCAUCUCCUCUCUUCAUCUCCUCCACUCUCUCAACUCCAAACCCUUAACCUCUCCCACACUAACACUUUCCCCAGUUUCGAAAGCUUCGACGCCGUCAAAACAGAGCAUCCUCUGUUUAACUCUUCAGUCAUGGAAGAUUCAUCGAGUUUUCAGAAUCAGAAUCUCUUAAGCUCGCCUGAAAACUCCUUCCUCUCCGAUCACAUGCGACGUGUCUACAGCACUGGAGAUUUGCAGAAUCUGGGAAUGGAUACUGCGGGACAACGAUCAUACUCGAGUCCUUUAGGUGUGGAGAGCUCAUGGGCGACGCCGUUUCCCGGAGAAGAACAGAGUUUGAAGGUGGGGCGUUACAGUGCGGAAGAACGUAAAGAGAAGAUUUCAAAGUAUAGGGCUAAACGAACACAAAGAAACUUCACCAAAACCAUUAAGUAUGCAUGCCGGAAAACGUUGGCGGACAACAGACCAAGAGUACGUGGCAGGUUUGCACGUAACGACGAAGUUUUAGAGAACCCCAAGAUUGCUUCUUCUUUCACUAUACAAGAAGACGACGACCUUUGGAAUUUGAAUGGGUUGCAUGAGGAAGAAGAAGCUUUUUUGAGUAGCUUUGUGGAAUGUCAGUCUCAGCCUCAACGACAAAUGCAAUACACAACAACUUCCUUCUGGUGAAAGCAUAUCUGUCUGAAGAAAGAAGAGAUGAAUAUUAUAUUUUCCGACUUAAUUUAAUAUGGAAUAUUGGAAUCGAGUCGAGUCAUAUAAUGGAUAUUUAUUUUUGAUUCUCACUUACAUCAAGAACAAAAACUAAUA